AUGUAUAAGCAAACAAAGCAUAUGCGUUGUUUUGAGACAAUUCCAGAUUCUGAUCAGAGCAUUUCCGAUGUGGAAGAAUCUGACCAAGAUUGGCCCAACAAACGGCUUACCCUUGACGGGUCCGCCAAGAAAAAGGAGGAAUUACCACUUUCAUCACGGCUAGAAAUGCUCAAAGCCGGUGCGCAUGUAGAUGCCUGCAACUUGGAGGAUGACGUGAGCUCUGGCGAUGAGUUGCAGAAAGUUGAUGUUCAUAGCAUUGGAAAAGAAGACGGAUCAUACACAUGGUCUGCGGCAAGUAAAGAAGUUGAGGAACUUAUGCGUUCGAAUGAGAAAAAUUCAUGUUCAUCGUCACAUUCUUCUUACUUGAAAUUGAAUAAGUCAUCUAAAGGAGUCAAAGGCAAAGGCAAGCCAAAGUUUUCGUUCCGUUUCCCAUCACAUAAGGAAGGACACUCUUGGCUUUCUGUAUAUAAGGAUGACAAUGAUGUUUCAUUCAAGGUUCAAGAAUUGCCUGAGAGGUUGGAUUAUAGACCCGAAGAAAAUUCAGAUGCUGAGCUUCUUGAGGAUAUUCAGGUUGAGGAGGAAAAUCAGUUGGAGAUUGUGCCUUUUGAAGUCAAUGAACAUGGGCAUGGCUGUAUUGAGCAGUCAAUGGCAGAGCUUUUAGAUGGCCUUCAGGAUAAGACAACUAUGGCAAGAGGAAGUUCCAAAAUGUAUAGUAGAAAAAGAUGUAAAAGGGGGCAGCCUGUUGUGAAGAGAGUACCCCCACUUGGAGAUAGACUUAUCGACAGUGAAAGCUCCCCUGAGCACUUAGGCCCUGAAUCACCAAGUGAUAGCGAGGCUGAUGAUCAAAUUUUGAAGCUUGAUAAACCGGAGGUGAAGAGGCAAACAUUGGUAGAUCGAUUUCAGGAAGCUUUAAGUGACAGAGCCCUUGUUACAGUGCCUAAAACAUUAAGAAUUGGAUUAUUUGGGCAACUGCAGCAGGUCAUUCAGAGUGAAAAAGAAAGUGAUAUGGAAUUCUUAAAGAAUAUUGAGAACGGAGCUAACCAAAAGGAACCAAGCUGCAUCGAUGUGAAAAUUUGUUCGAGACACUUGGAUGCAAAGCUGACAGUUUGCCACUGCUCCUUUGGCAAUAACUUAAAGAGCCUCCCACGGUCAGAGAGCCCCAAGCACAUGCUGAAAGAAGAAACAACACAGACGGUUAUUUUCAAUCCAAGAGUUUGCAAUGAUGUUGACCUUGAUGCUGGGAAAUGGAUCCGUAUUCACGCUCCAUGGAUUGGUAAUCCACAACCUCCAUUGGAAAAUCUUAUUCACGAUAAGAACCCUAUGCUGCCAGUGCCAGACGGUAAUGCUCUGCCUGAACACUGUUACUGCUAUCCAAGUGGUGUAGCCAGUGAAGAAGAAUGA
Messenger RNA from Prunus armeniaca (apricot), 1401 nucleotides. The record is from the annotation of a GenBank genome assembly. Lineage: Eukaryota; Viridiplantae; Streptophyta; Magnoliopsida; Rosales; Rosaceae.